CGCGGUCACACUGCUUACAGGCUACUGUUUAUAAUUUAUUUUGGAUUUAUCAAAAAAACCCAAAAUCAUCAGCAGCUUGAGCCAGAAUAGAGGUCUAGUGCAAAGUUACGUGAACUAGGAUCUUUCGCUGGCAUUUGCUGACUCUGUGGUGCAGCAUUUGAAGGUGAGGGACACCACGAACGCCAGGAAGGAAGGCACCAAGGACAUCACAAAGGAUGGACGCGUGCAGCCACAAGGUCGAUGGCGAGAACGAUUACUGUGAGGCGACCUUGGCCGCUGUGAAUCUGAAUGUCUUUCCCGAUGAGAUACUGGAGUUCAUCUUCACCUACCUGCCACCCUACGGGGAUUUGGAGCACUGCAGCCUGGUGUGCAAGCGAUGGCACUCCAUUGUUAAAAAUCUCGUGCGGCGCUCUAAAUUGAACUUGGAGAAGGGUCUUACCGACUUUCGUUUGCGCUGGGAGGUUUUCUCCCCGCAAACAGCAAACGGAACGGGUGGCGCACCGCUGUCCUUCAUCGCUGGACGGUUUGCUCACUCGGCUGUGCGGCAGGGCAACUCCAUGUAUGUCUUCGGCGGUGGUUCCUCCUCUGAUACCACGUUCAACGAUCUCUGGCGCUUUGAUUUGACGCACAUGCGCUGGGCGCGACCGGUGGCAACCGGAACCUAUCCCUCGCCCAAGGGCAGCGCCUCCAUGGUGGCGUGGCGCGACCAGCUGAUCCUGUUUGGCGGCUGGCGCUACCCCUCGCUGCAUCCGCCCUACCAACCGUGGUGUCUGUUCGACGAGCUGCACUACUACGAUCUCGGCAAGAACCGCUGGCUGCUGCGCAACACGCUCUCCUGCCCACCAGCAAUGGCUGGGCACUCGGCCACUGUGCAUGGCGAUCGAAUGGUAGUUUUUGGUGGUUACCAGAUCAAGGACGAUGUCAAUGUGAACUCCAACGAGACGUGGGUGCUGGAUCUGCCCGAGCAGCGCUGGUGGCAACCGCUGUUUGUGGGCAACACGAGACCCAGUCCACGAUACGGACAAAUCCAGGUGGAGCUGAGCAGGAACCAUCUCCUCGUGGUGGGCGGAUGUGGUGGCGCCAAUCGGGUGUACACCGACGCCUGGCUGCUGGACAUGACCAGAGAUGUGUGGUGCUGGAAGUCACUGAAUGUGCGCAACAAGCGUUUUGGGGCCGUCCACAUGUGGUGCAAUCCCGGCUGCAAGAUCAACAACUACCUGGUGGUGGUGGGACCAUCGCCCAACAUGCCGCAGGACUUCCAAAUGAUGAAGCAGAGCAGAGUCCCAGUCGUGGGAGGUCGUGGACCGCCACCGCCGAAUCCUCUUCAAAAUCUACCCCCGAGGGGACACCGAAUACCGAUGCCGGAUCGACGACUGGUCGGAGGAAUGCCCGGUCCUGGUCAGAAUCGCGCAGGAAACAUCCGCCCUGGAGUGGGAGGAGCAGCGGCGGGCCCACUGGGUCCUCAGGAGCAGUAUUUGGCCAACCGGCGAGCAAUUCUCAAUCAGCACAUGCAGCAGGCCCAGCAAUUUCUGCACAACAGCAAUGUAAACAACAAUAACAAUAAUUACCAGCCACGCUCGGGCCGAUUGAGUGAUCUCCAUGCCCCGCCAGCUCCAGCUCCCGCUGCUUCUCCCCCGUCCCCGCCUGUGCGACCAAAUGCAGCUCCAUCGCCCGCUGAUGGCGACGUGGAUGCCGCCCAGCGCUUGCAAAGGAACCUGGCACUAAGGUGUCGUGAUAAUGAACCUAGGCUACCCAAACGCUUCGAUGAAUUAUACGAGGAUCCCUUUCGUAUGGCCGCCUUUAAUGUGCCUACUCGGUCGCGAAGUGCCUCAAGGGAUCACAACGAGCGCAUUCGCCGCAUGGAGGAGAAGAUGAACGCCAUUCGAAACUCGCGACGCAGUGCACCUGCCGCCGCCCAAGUGGAACCACAACCGCUGCGCCCCUCUCCAAAAAGGCUGCGCUGCAAUGUGCAAUCCCUCUUCGUGUGCGACAUAUCCGGCAUUCUGGAAAGCAGCGAUCCCGCCCUCGAAUGGGUGGAAUACAAAAACUUCGGUGUGCUUAAAGGCGCUCCGGAUCGGUUAAUCCUCUCCAGCCUCAUUGCCGGCAACGGGGAGUUGAUCCUUUUUGGGGGCGUGCACAAAGAGACACUGACGGACAUCACACACCAUGUGUCCAAUUCCAUACACUUCCUGAGUGUGCCACGUGAUAUUAUCUAAGCUCCGAAACAACGCCCGUCCUAAUCCUAAGUUAACCGGAUAGCAGACUGCCGCUGCUAGCCCUCCUUCCAAAUCCUUCAAAGUUCGGUGUUCGAAGUUCGAUUAGACAUUUAAUUGAGUGUAAUGGAUGUGUUUUAUGAUUAUAAACGAUUAACUACUAGUGGAUCUCCAA
Molecule: messenger RNA, 2388 nt
Organism: Drosophila ficusphila
Lineage: Eukaryota; Metazoa; Arthropoda; Insecta; Diptera; Drosophilidae
Gene: Fbxo42
Product: F-box only protein 42
Molecular function (GO): protein binding
Source: RefSeq, a predicted model, not a curated record